AAUUUUUUAGUUUUUCGUGUGUUCGACGCAAAAAGUAACUUAGAUAUUCUUCUGUACAAAUUGAGGACUGUGACUUCUGAUUUUAAAAAGUACAGUAGCUAAACUGAACAGCAUAACUAUGACUCCUCCACCUAGAUUUCAGGUUGAAAUGUGUGAUCCAUCAGAAGUUUAUCGUCCAGAGGAUAAGUUUGAUGAAUAUAAAAAUGCUAAACUGAAAAAUUCAAGAACAGACAAAAACGAAGAGGAUUUCAGAAGUUAUGAUGACAACCUUCAAACGCAAAUGGUAGUUCAGACGUAUACUCUCAUGCACACAUAUCAGACCAUGGAGUUCGCGCGCUCGAAGAUUCAGCAAUAUGAAAAGCUUGACAAAACUACCAUGAGUAUAAUGGAUGCUGUUUUCAUGCUAAAUGCACUUGUUGACGAAAGCGAUCCUGACACAGACCUUCCUAACUCCUUACAUGCAUUUCAAACUGCUGAGAGAAUUCGCAAAGACCAUCCAGNGACAAAAUACACAUGCUUGUAA
This is a messenger RNA of Exaiptasia diaphana, 523 nucleotides long. RefSeq names its product inositol oxygenase-like. Gene Ontology annotation, biological process: inositol catabolic process. Gene Ontology annotation, molecular function: inositol oxygenase activity; iron ion binding. The record is from RefSeq and is a predicted model, not a curated record. Gene Ontology annotation, cellular component: cytoplasm. The coding region runs from base 119 to 523 and encodes 134 amino acids. NCBI's taxonomy places the organism in Eukaryota, Metazoa, Cnidaria, Anthozoa, Actiniaria, Aiptasiidae. The transcript has 3 exons.